Dentiscutata erythropus is the source of this 234-nucleotide messenger RNA. The record is from the annotation of a GenBank genome assembly. Lineage: Eukaryota; Fungi; Glomeromycota; Glomeromycetes; Diversisporales; Gigasporaceae.
AUGAAUUUCAAACAAAUUUUCAUCUCGUUGGAGCUCCUCAUUCUUUUCCUGGGGUUUGCUUCUCUCAAAACGGAGGGCUUUCCUUCUGAUGUUGAGCUUGAUGGCUUCACCGAAAAAGUCACUGUUCGUACACUUUACAGUCGUGGUUGUCCUUGUAAAGAUUGUUACAUACCAAUUAUUGGGGCUGAGUGUUGUGCUAGAAAGAAGUGCAAACAUGCCGGAUGUUGUAAAUAA